AUGGUCAAAAAUUCAGGAGGAAACAGGCCGAAAAAGCGAAACAUCGUCCGCUGGGAUGAAAACCUCGAUGAGCUCCUUCUGUUGACUAUUCAAUCGGUCUGCAAUGCUAAAUCAGUCAAGAUUCCGUGGGCUGAGGUGGCUGCAACCAUGGGUCACCACAUCACCGAGGGCGCAAUUACCCAGCAUCUUGCGAAGCUGCGCGUCCGCCGCAUACAAGCUAACAAGGAGAUCCCGCCGCCAUUGAAGAGGGGAUCUAUUGUCGGUAAUUCCAAUUUCCCAGAGAUCUCAAGUACCAAACCGUUCAAGGGGAACGGUCAGGUCGGCAAUGGUGGCAGCUCAGACGAAGAAUGGGUCGAGGACAGAAGAUUAGCGCGACGUAGGGCUAGCACGAAAAGAAAGAAGCCACCAGUGAACUAUGCAGAAUUGCAGGAUGCCGAUUACGAAGAAGAUUCCGAUGACAGUGGUGAGGAAUUAGUAGCGACUGGGGCAAAUUUUCUCGAGUUGCCCAACGACAAACAGCAGGAAGCAGCGCGCACACCAAUUCCCAGCAAGUUAGUCUCCUACAAGUGUCCAAAGUCAUUCCUUGCUGGACUUGGCAAAAAGUCGAAAGGGGAAACUUUCAAGGCAACUCUGCCCAGAACACCCACCCUGAAACCAGAGUCAGCCCUGGAGCGAGAGGCAGCCGUGAAGCCUGAACCAGCUACACCAAGCCGCGUUGUCUACGAGACUUUCCCAAACGAGGCGUUCGUCAGCCAGAUAAAUCUUCCCACGGGAUUUAGUUCUCCGUUUCGCAAUGCUGGCCCAGCACAUAAUGGUUUUGCUGCACAUGCCGACUUUCCUCUCCAUGUCCCGGCUGCUCAAUCCUCAGUAGAAGCAAACACAGUGUAUAUACCUACCGGCAACCCAGCCCUCGACCUGCCACCAGUUGGAGAUAUUUACUCGGAUCCCUUUGUUUCGGAGCCGUUUACUAUGGCUGGUUCCUUCCCGUCACUCCAGGGGUACCAGCAGGAACAAGCGCUUUUUCCAAAUCAUGGGUUUCAAGAAAUGCUUGGGGAGUAUCUAAUCCAACCUGAAGAGUCGGAAUGGUAUUGUGGGCAGCCAGAAUAG
This is a messenger RNA of Aspergillus puulaauensis, 1107 nucleotides long. RefSeq lists its product as uncharacterized. Lineage: Eukaryota; Fungi; Ascomycota; Eurotiomycetes; Eurotiales; Aspergillaceae. Bases 1 to 1107 code for a protein of 368 amino acids. The transcript has 2 exons. The record is from RefSeq and is a predicted model, not a curated record.